GAAACAAAUAUGAUUCCUCGCUACGUUGGGUCACGGAAGGAAAGAAAUCACAGAUCACUCCAAGCAGUGAAUGUUGGAGGAUAAUGGUUCGUGUUGUACGAUUGUAUACUUUACCCGCUUAUAAUGAUGGGAGGACUAUAAAUUCCAUUGAAAUGGUGUUCAUGGAUGAACAUAUUUAUAUGUUGGAUGCUUGCUGCUCCAUAAAUCAUGUUCGGAGAUGUUGAAAUAUUCUAAGAACCUGCCGGGAGGAGACAUACAACCGAGUGUAUCAUCUCUUUUCAAAGUUGAUGUUAGUCGUACACACCGCAUUGAGUUUGAUCCUUCCUAUAAUGUCAUUUGACAUUUGUUUUGAUGAGAGAACCAUCUCGCAAUUCAAGGAAAGGAACUCAACGUUUUUCUUGGCCUAGACAGAUGUGACUUUGGGACUUUCAACUGGGGAAAAAUACUCGCAGCACACCUUCUCAAUGGGCGAAGCAUCAUCACGUGUGAAGGAUAAUCACUUUGAACGUCUAGGAGAUGAUAUCACAUGCUCUACUAUUGACAAAAGAAUGAAAGAAGUUGAACAUUGUGAUAGAGACGGUGAAGAACCAAGCAAGAAGAUGAAGACCGUUAAAAUAGAGAAAAAUUAAUACUAGAAUUAAUAUGUGACCUUGAGAGUUAACUCCCGGACGCGAGAAUGGUGCAAACAAGGAGCAACGUCCCCACCGCCAGCCACGUCGUCGGCGAGGAGAACAUUCCGGGCAGCGGCAACGGUACGGGAGGUAUCGGCUCGACCCCAGACGCGGUCCAGGCGCUGUUCGGCUUGGGGGUGACCACGGAGCAACUCCAGGCAGCCGUCGCGGCACUCUCUGCCAUUGGUGGAAACGUGCCCGGCGCUGGAGCUGGCAAAGCACUGCUCGGUCCCCACGUCGAACAUGCCGCCACUUCCCAGCACAAGGGGAAGAAGACCCGGAGGGGCAGGAGGAGGCCCGGCAAAGCCCAAGCGUUCGACGAGGUAAUAGUGGAGGACAUCCCGGAAGGGGAAGAUGAUGAGUCUAGCGAGGGUCGGGUUUCGGCCUUCAAACGUCUAGGAGAAGAGACGAGGAUAUCAGCGUUCGAUAGGCUCGACCGCGAACCGGAAGGCCGCCCGGGCGACCUCCGCCGACAGAUCUCCCAAGUCAGGCGAAGGCAGGCCGAGGAGUCCGCGACAUCGGAUGCACGCUCGGCGAGGCCCGAGCGAAGCGGGGAAAGGCGGGACAAGCGCGACCAGCAUCACCGCAGUCCGACAAGAACCGUGAAGGCGAAGGAUUCCGACCAAGGGGUAUCACGACUCGCUCGGAAGAUUGCCGACCUCAAGCGCCGAGUAGAGAAUCGAGCCCCUUACAGCCAGCCCAUCUUGCGAACGGUGACCCCGUUCACUCCGAGGGUCAUGUCGGUUCCGCUACCGUCCAACUUCCGGCCGUGGCAGAUCAAGGCUUACAACGGAACGACGGAUCCCCAGGACCAUUUGUCCAAAUUUUACGCGUCAAUGGAAGCGGCAGCUGCCCCGGACGAAGUCAAAUGUCGGUGUUUUCUCGCCACGCUAGAGGGUUCCGCGUGUGACUGGUUCAACCGACUCCCGAAGGGGACCAUCGACGAUUGGGAUACGUUGGCGGAGAAAUUUCUAACGCACUUCGCGGCCAACCGGAGACAGAGGCUACCCUACUCCCACAUGCUCAACAUAUGCAUCCGUAAGGGAGAGAAGGUUCGCGACUUCAUAGUCCGGUGGGAGAAGGAAGCCAGAGAUGUGCAUGGCGCGGAUGACCAAGCCUUGGUGGCUAUGUUCCAAGCGGCCCUCCCUCGUGGAGAGGUGAGGAAGGAGCUCCGCAAGAAUCCUCCCCCUACGUACCAAGAAACCUUGGCGCGCGCCAAGUUCCUGGCGUCGGAGGAAUUCGACGAUAACCCUGAAUCUGAGGUCGCAUCGACCAAACGAGCUCCCGCAGAUUCGGGGGAGAUAGCGAAAAAGAGGAAGAAGAAGAAGGACUACACCGCAGGCCCGAGGCCGCCCUCGGCCGGAGUAUACUCUGUGGGCGCGCCCGUAGGGGCGGUUCGAGAGCUCGCCCUCUCCCCGUUUCCUCACGCAGAGACCUUCGCGGUGUCCAGCGGAGCCAAGUAUUGCGAGUAUCAUCGCAAUAACACUCACAGCACUAGGGAAUGCUUCACUCUGCAGAAGGAGAUGCAGCGACUCAUCGCCCGAGGGCCGCCUCCACAGGAUGAGAACGCCACCCCCUCCUGGGGACCACCGGAGGGGAGGACGUGGAGGAAGCCGACCGAGCCGGUCGCGGUGACGACUAAGGCAAGGAAUCCUGAGAAGAGGCACAUCGGGCGAGAUUGUGAGGAUCUAGACGAGGAUGAAGCGCAAGGAUACCCGGUGGGAUUUAUCCAUGGAGGAAACAUCGGCGGGGAUUCCGCCGCUCAGAGGAAAAAGUGGAAGCACAUGGCAUUUGUCGCCAAGGUGCAACAAGCGCCAGCGCCCAAGCUCGGAAGGCGGGAGCAAAUCCAGUUCACGGAGAAGGAUCUCCCGAGCACGCCGAGUCCCCACCGGGAUGCCCUGGUCGUGAAGAUUGAAAUCAACGACGCCAUAGUGCACCGCACCUUGGUAGAUACGGGAAGCUCGGUUAACAUCAUGUAUGAGAAGACCUUCCAUGACCUCGGCUUGGAGCGCAAAGACUUGAGGCCCGUGCGCACUCCUCUCUCCGGGUUCACGGGAGACUCCAUUGAGGCCGAAGGGGUCAUCACCGUGUCCGUGAUAGUAGGGGAUGGUGCGCACAAGGCUAAGCUGAAGAUGGAAUUCAUGGUUGUGAGCAUCAACUGCGCGCAUAACAUGAUCCUAGGGCGACCUGGCUUAGAGGACUUGGAAUGUGUAAUCUCCCCAUACUACCUGUGCAUGAAGUUCCCCACUCCUUCGGGAAUCGGGGUGGCGAGGGGAGACCAGAAGUUAGCCCGGUCAUGCUAUGUCCGAAUCACAAAGAAGUUGCCAAGGGAUGAGACAUUGGUCGUGCACGCACAAGAAGAAAUGCGGAAGCUGGAAACAAGGCCGAAGGCCGAGCCCGCCGAAGAAGUCGAGGAAGUGCCGCUCGACCCUCGAGCGCCCGAUCGGAAAGUGAAGGUCGGGGUUAGCCUGACCGGGAACCAGCGGAAGCGCUUGGUAGACGUGCUCUUCUCCUACCGCGUGAUCUUUGCAUGGGGGCCCGGGGAUAUGCCGGGGGUAGACCCCAAGGUUAUAUGUCACCGCUUGGCGGUUAACCCGGAGGCUAGACCGGUGAAGCAGAAGAAGCGGUUCCUCUCAUCCGAGCGGAGGGAGUUUGUCUCCAAGGAGGUGGCCACCCUCCAGAGCAUUGGGCAUAUCAGAGAGGAGCCCGAAUGCGCCCUCUCGCAUGUCCAAGUGGGCGGUGUUCCUGGGAGCCUUCCAGAUCGAGUUCAAGCCAAGACCGGCGAUCAAGGGGCAAGCCCUGGCCGACUUCGUGGUGGAAUGCACCGCUCGUGAAGAGCCGAGCCCGGAACUUGAAACCGAUGACUGGUGGAUAGUUUUUACCGACGGCUCCUCCGCCGCCAAAAACUCGGGGGGUGGAGUGGUGGUCAUCGCUCCCGAAGGCUUCAGAGCAUACUAUUCAAUUCGGUUUGGUUUCAAGGCAUCGAAUAAUGAGGCGGAAUAUGA
Messenger RNA from Cuscuta campestris, 3676 nucleotides. Lineage: Eukaryota; Viridiplantae; Streptophyta; Magnoliopsida; Solanales; Convolvulaceae. The record is from the annotation of a GenBank genome assembly.